GUGCCCCCGCGCUACGCGAAGGUUGCCGGGAUCCGGGGCAGUAGCAGCGACUUGAGAUCUGUCUCUGGGGCCUGCUGGCGGCGGCCUGGGGCGGCGCGGCGGCAGGUGGGCAGGUACACCGAUACUGAAGUACUAUGAGCCUUCAGAACUUGUGGAGAGACUACAAAGUUUUGAUUGUUAUGGUCCCUUUAGUUGGGCUCAUACAUUUGGGGUGGUACAGAAUCAAAAGCAGCCCUGUUUUCCAAAUACCUAAAAACAACGACAUUCCUGAGGAAGAUAGUAUGGAACUUUCAAAUCUUCAGAAGAGCCAAAUCCAAGGGAAGUAGCAGGCUUGCGAUCUUUAGAUAAAGAAGCGGCUUUGAAUCUGAGCUUCAUGUCAAAAGAAGAGAUGAAAAAUACCAGUUGGAUUAGAAAGAACUGGCUUCUUGUAGCUGGGAUAUCUUUCAUAGGUGUCCAUGUUGGAACAUACUUUUUACAGAGGUCUGCAAAGCAGUCUGUAAAAUCUCAGUCUCAAAGCAAACAAAAGAGUAUUGAAGAGUGAAGUAAAAUAAAUAUUUGGAAUUACUAAUUUGUCGUGAAACCAUUAUAUGCUGAUUAGCUUCAUAAACAUUGAACUCUUUGAUUUUAUAGCCACAAUGCUGCAUAUUCAUACUUUAAUUCCUAAAGAAUAAUUUUUAAUGUUAAAACGUGAUAAUGGAAUAAAUAGAAAAAUGUGGUUUACAAAAUAAAAACGGUCUUCACUAGUUACCACCUGAAGUAAGAUGUCUCGUUUGGAAGCUAAGAAGCCAUCAUUGUGUAAGAGUGAACCACUGACAUCUGAGAGAGUCAGGACCACACUUUCUGUCUUGAAAAGGAUCGUAACAUCAUGCUAUGGCCCUUCAGGUAGGCUGAAGCAGCUGCACAAUGGCUUUGGAGGUUACGUGUGCACAACCUCACAGUCCUCAGCCCUGCUCAGUCACCUUUUGGUCACACAUCCCAUUUUAAAGAUCCUGACAACCUCCGUGCAGAAUCAUGUGUCAAGCUUCAGUGAUUGUGGCUUAUUCACAGCCAUUCUUUGCUGCAACCUGAUUGAAAAUGUUCAGAGAUUAGGCUUGACACCCACCACUGUCAUUAGAUUAAAUAAACAUCUUUUGAGUCUUUGCAUCAGUUAUCUCAAGUCCGAGACCUGUGGUUGUCGAAUCCCAGUCGACUUUAGUAGUACUCAGAUCCUCCUUUGUUUGGUUCGCAGUAUAUUAACAAGUAAACCUGCCUGUAUGCUCACCAGAAAGGAAACAGAGCAUGUCAGUGCUUUGAUUCUGAGAGCCUUUUUGCUAACAAUUCCAGAAAAUGCUGAAGGCCACAUCAUUUUAGGAAAGAGUUUAAUUGUACCUUUAAAAGAUCAAAGAGUUAUAGAUUCCACUGUAUUACCUGGGAUACUCAUUGAAAUGUCAGAAGUUCAAUUAAUGAGGCUAUUACCUAUCAAAAAAUCAACUGCCCUCAAGGUGGCACUCUUUUGUACAACUUUAUCCGGAGACAUUUCUGACACUGGAGAAGGAACUGUGGUGGUCAGUUAUGGGGUUUCUCUUGAAAAUGCAGUCCUGGACCAGCUGCUUAACCUAGGAAGGCAGCUAGUCAGUGACCAUGUAGAUCUUGUCCUGUGCCAAAAAGUUAUACAUCCAUCUUUGAAGCAGUUUCUCAAUAUGCAUCGUGUUAUUGCCGUAGACAGAAUUGGAGUGACUCUGAUGGAACCCCUGACUAAAAUGACAGGAACACAGCCUAUUGGAUCCCUAGGCUCAAUAUCUCCUAAUAGUUAUGGAAGUGUGAAAGAUGUGUGCACUGCAAAAUUUGGCUCCAAACAUUUUUUUCAUCUUAUCCCUAAUGAAGCAACAAUCUGCAGCUUGCUUCUCUGCAACAGAAAUGACACUGCCUGGGAUGAGCUGAAGCUCACGUGUCAGACGGCACUGCAUGUCCUGCAGUUAACACUCAAGGAACCGUGGGCUUUGUUGGGAGGUGGCUGUACUGAAACUCAUCUGGCUGCAUAUAUCAGACACAAGACUCACAACGACCCCAAAAGCAUUCUCAAAGAUGAUGAAUGUACUCAAACAGAACUUCAACUAAUUGCUGAAGCAUUUUGCAGUGCCCUAGAAUCUGUUGUUGGCUCUUUAGAACAUGAUGGAGGUGAAAUUCUCACUGACAUGAAGUAUGGACACCUUUGGUCAGUUCAGGCAGAUUCUCCCUGUGUUGCUAACUGGCCAGAUUUGCUUUCACAUUGUGGCUGUGGAUUAUACAAUAGCCAGGAAGAACUCAGCUGGUCUUUCUUAAGAAGCACACGUCAUCCUUUUGUGCCACAAACCUGCCUUCCACUUGAAGCUGUGGGCUCAGCCAGCAACCUGACCUUGGACUGUUUGACUGCAAAGCUUAGUGGCCUACAGGUGGCUGUAGAGACAGCCAAUUUGAUUUUGGAUCUCUCAUAUGUUAUUGAAGAUAAAAACUAAGAGAAUAGCAUGUUUGUAUUACGAAAGAAACAAAUAAACUAGUCUGGUG
Macaca mulatta (Rhesus monkey) is the source of this 2523-nucleotide messenger RNA. It is a transcript of the gene MKKS, whose product is annotated as MKKS centrosomal shuttling protein. Lineage: Eukaryota; Metazoa; Chordata; Mammalia; Primates; Cercopithecidae. Gene Ontology annotation, biological process: intracellular transport; chaperone-mediated protein complex assembly; protein folding. The record is from RefSeq and is marked provisional. Gene Ontology annotation, cellular component: cytoplasm; nucleus; kinociliary basal body. Gene Ontology annotation, molecular function: ATP binding.